This is a messenger RNA of Linderina pennispora, 1041 nucleotides long. RefSeq lists its product as uncharacterized. The transcript has a single exon. The coding region runs from base 132 to 842 and encodes 236 amino acids. NCBI's taxonomy places the organism in Eukaryota, Fungi, Kickxellomycota, Kickxellomycetes, Kickxellales, Kickxellaceae. The record is from RefSeq and is a predicted model, not a curated record.
AACACAUCAGCUUUCCACAGCAAAAGUACUUUAUCUUCCCGCCUAAACAUACCCUCCUCGUGCCUCUCCAAAUUGCACAUCUCUUUAACGCCAAAUACCCUUCCUUUCUAGCAUUCGCUUUUUAGCACACCAUGCGUUUCACUUCCGCUAUCACUGCCUUCUCGGUCGUCUCGGCUGUUGUCGCCAACCCGGUGUAUGUCCGCGGCUACUCGGGCAAUGUCGGUCAGGUCAUCACCUACCCAGGUGCCGCUCCCUAUGUCCCCUAUCCGGAUACUGUUCCCUACCCGGGCACUGUUCCCUAUCCAGGCACUGUUCCCUAUCCAGGUGCCGGCCUUCCUGGAGCUGGUCUCCCGGGUAACUCCGGCGGCUCUAACAACGGUGGUGGCUCUAACAACGGUGGCGGUUCCAACAACGGUGGUGGUUCCAACAACGGUGGCGGUUCCAACAACGGUGGUGGUUCCAACAACGGUGGCGGCUCAAACAACGGUGGCGGCUCAAACAACGGUGGCGGCUCAAACAACGGCGGCUCGGGCGGCCAGAUCGGCAACCCGGCGGACUGCGGCCUGAAGCCGGGCCAGAAGGCAGCGCUGACGCCCCUGGUGGACGAGCUCAAGCUGACCAGGACCGUGGACGACCUGAAGCAUCUGGUGCACCAGAUCACCGAUCUGCUCGGCGACACCCUGCAGGAAUCUGCCAUCACCUCGGUCCUGAACAUCGUCGAUUCGUUGGUCGCCGGCCUUGGCCUCGGUGGCCUCGACCUCAAGGCGACCAUCGAUUCCGUCACUAGCAUCCUUUACAAGCAGGUGCCGUGCCUGGUCGACACCCUGCUACCCAAGCCCUGAAAACGGGAUCCCGAGACUUUUCGUUCUUUCGUUAACGCGCAAUUUCCUCGAUGGAAAGUGCCUUUUUCAUUUGCAGAAAUCUUCGCAAAUAAUUGAUUGCUUUCUUUCAAUAUACAAGCACACCCUUUUAAAAAUAUCUACUGCCGGUACCCAGGAUUUGCUUUCCUAGCAACCAACAUUCACCUUUCUAGAAGGUAAA